Molecule: messenger RNA, 339 nt
Organism: Parnassius apollo (apollo)
Lineage: Eukaryota; Metazoa; Arthropoda; Insecta; Lepidoptera; Papilionidae
Source: the annotation of a GenBank genome assembly
AUGGUAAGUGGAACGGGCCCAGUACCGAAUCAGGCCGACACGGUCACAUUCUGGCGCAGCCUGUGGUCAGAGCCCGUAAACCACAACGAGGGCCCUUGGAUGGAAGUUGUGGCGAGUCAGUGUGCGAGUAUUACGCCCAUGGACCCCGUCACCAUAACGCCGGAUGACGUAGCUGAGGCGGUCCGUAGGGCCCCGAACUGGAAAAGUGCGGGCUGCAUCACUACUGCUGAAGGGGUUCGUGGUGUGACACACUGUGCUCGCCCGACAGUUUCAAGAGGUUCUCGACCAGAAGUCGCUCCCGAGCCUCUUCACUACUGGGGUCACCCAUUUGGUUCCUAA